Molecule: messenger RNA, 3013 nt
Organism: Mus musculus (house mouse)
Lineage: Eukaryota; Metazoa; Chordata; Mammalia; Rodentia; Muridae
Gene: Spesp1
Product: sperm equatorial segment protein 1
Exons: 2
Coding region: 118-1317 (399 amino acids)
Biological process (GO): acrosome reaction; fusion of sperm to egg plasma membrane involved in single fertilization
Cellular component (GO): acrosomal vesicle
Source: RefSeq, marked provisional
AAGGCCCUGACGUGGGACGGUAGGCCUCUGACAUCCCCUCCUUUCGGCCCUGAGGUACCCAGGCCUGGUGGCCCCAGGACGUUCCCGUCGGAUGGCGGAGUGCUCUGAACGACGCCCAUGAAGCUGGUGGUCCUAGUUGCGCUGUGGCUAUGGCCUUCGUCACUGCUGGCGUAUCCAACCAUAACUGUGUUGCCCGAUGAAGAGCAGAAUUUGAAUCAUUAUGUACACAUUUUACAGAACCUCAUAAUGAGUGUCCCCACCAAGGAGCAGGAUCUCGGGAAAAAGUUGAGUUCUUCAAGAACUGUGGAUAGCGCAGAGCCAAGGUCAUUGGCAUCCAAGGUGCUACUCACCCCUGGGUUAGUCUCCGCUCAAGAUGUCACCCCUGAGAGCGAUGUUCUGAUCAGACCCGUCGAUGAAACGACAAAUUCCCGUACUAGAGGCUUCACGCUGAGGAGAAGAAGAACCCAAAGUACAGCAUUCUGGUCCAUCCGGCCAAACAAUAUUUCUGUUGUUUUACGCACGGAGGAACCAUUUAUUGAAAAAGAACCGGAACCAGAACUGGAGUCUAGUCGCCUGCCUACUGAGCCGGAGCCGGAGCUGGAACCGGAGCCGGAGCCCGUGGCUGAAUCCCGGCAAAUGUCAGAGCCCGAAGAAGAGUUAGUGACCAGCACAACGCCAAACAAGGAGCUAACGGGGACCUCACGGAUAUCAUCCAUGGCCACCCAGCCAGCUAACACCCAGGCAACUCGUAUUACUGUAACAGUAAAGACCACCAGCACCAUGGAUGUCUCCACAGACUCUGAGGAUGUACCCCAGCUCUCAGGCCAGUCGGAAAUCCCGAGUGCUGAAGACUUACCUGGACGUCACUCACUGAAUACGAGACAUGAGGAUAUUUUGAAAAAAAUUUCCAAUAUUAAUGCGGAGAUUCAGCAGGGGCUUCUUGGUGGCAAUAAUAGUCCCGAGUUCAAGGAGUUCAUCAAGGCCUCCAGGGAGCACCUGAAACGGAGCCUGGCCCUGGCCGCAGCCGCCGAGCACAAGUUGGAACAGAUGUACGGAUCUAACGUCUUCCCAGAGGGACGUACCAGCGACCCAGACAAUGACAUGGAAAUGAUUAUCAAUAUGCUGUACAACUCCAGGUCCAAGUUGUCAGAUUAUUUCAAUAUUAAGCGUGUACCAUCAGAGCUGAGAGAAAAGGCUUCCGUCGUGAAUGCUGAGUUGAGAAAAAUAUUAUGUGUGGAUCAGGUAGAAAUGCAAAGCCUCAUUAAGAAGCUGUUAAGCAAUAAUAUGAAAAUCCUAAAUAUUCUUAAUGUCCCAUGACCAAACUCAUGUAAGCAAAGGACUUGUUCACAGGAAAAUAAGCAUAGUGAUUUUUAAAGUUGCCUAAAAUAUUUUCUACAAUAUUUUCCAUGUGCUAACAUCCUUGUAUGUCAUAUCAUAAAAUAUUUUCAUAUGCACUAAAAUCCUAAAAAUUUUAAAAUAAAAAUUUGCUUUGUGAGUCUGUAGUUUUUUUUCUUCUCACUAAUCUAAGCUGUGAAGAGCUGGCCUUACAGUGUUUUGGAUUUGCUUCUACUUAGUUCACAGGCUGCUUGGGCUGGGUCAGGGUUAAAAGAACUGCUUACAGUUUUGAACCCACUUUCAGAGCAUCUGCGUUUUCUGUAUGAAUGGUACACUUGAGGCUGAUGUCGGAACUCUCCCAUGUGGGUGCAUGUUGCUUCUUUGGAAAGUGGGUGAUGUACUGGGGUCAUUAUGGGGGACUGGAUCUGUGAUGAAGGCCAUCCUCACAAUUUCCUCCCUGGCCUUGCAUACAAACACAUUAAAGAUUUACAAUCUUUUGAUAGCAAGUAUGACUGAUACCGGUUAAGUUAGACAUUCAAUAUAAUAACGAAAGUGCAGUUUUGUUUCAUGACUUGGCCAGUAUUAUAUUCAAGUUCAUUUACUUAGCACUCAGGCUCUCACUAGCACUCAAGCUAGUCAUUUACAGAUCAAUAAAGAUUUAUUGACCCUCUGCUAGAACAAAAUGCUAGGCUUUGGGGAUAGAGUGAAGAGCUAUGUCCCUCUCUCUUUGAGAGUAUAACAGGGAAGCUAGACUUUGAACAAAGAUUUCCAUAUUUUAAAUUUUCAGUUGGGACGAGCUAUUAUGAGAAGUAGCUGUCUAACUUCAUCUAGAAUAUCAAGAGAAGUAGCCUUAGGCGAGUGGCAUUUGAGGGGAGGUCUGAGAGACGAGAUAUGCUUGGGGGAAGAGAAUACUGCAGGCACAGGAAGAACGUGUGUAAGUGUUGAGCUGAGGCCAAGGGUAGAAGGUUCAAGAAGUGCCAGAGAGAAUAUUCCAAGACAGAGCAGGCACAGAAGGCCAGAGAGAAGCUGGCAGGCUUUGUGCUGUGCAUUAACCAUUUCACCUUUAUCUUGUGCUCGGCUUUGUAUCAGACACCAACCAGUGUGUUUAAAUGUAACACUCUGGCUACAGUUUUAGGGGCAGACUGAGGUGGACAGGAGCUGUGCUGGAGCCAGAUCUGCCUUGGAUUACAUGGGAGGAAGUGACAAAAGCCAGAACAAACAGAACCAGUGACUGGGGGAGUAACGGUGACCAGACUGUGGUAUAAAGUGAUACAGAGGUUUGCUUUCACAAAACCACUGUACACCGUGCUUUUUUUAAAAAAAUAACUUACUAUGAAAAACUUCAAGCAUUGCAAAAGUGAGCCGUAACAUGGUAACAGUACAGAGUCAUUACCCAGUGUGAACAGUCGUGUUCUAAUGGGCAGUAGUCUCUGUCUGUCUAGCCCUAUGCUACCCCACUUCCUGUAUGCUCAACUGGAUCCUCAAGACCAUUUCAUCUCUAGCUGCACCACGUGAGGCUCUCUCAGCUUUUGAAGAACAUUUGCAAAUGUUUCAUAACAAUACCAUCACGUGCAGUUAAUGGUAUCUAGUCAAUGUUUAUAAAGUGAUUAGACAAUGGGAAAUUUGGAGUUUCUUUGUAUGAAUCAAGAUCAAAUAAAGUUCACGCAUUGCUACUGCC